UGGACGUGAACACAAAUCGAUUAAAAGUGAUAAAUUAUGUCAGUAUUGGGGGUUUUUUGUGUGGUUUUUGUGGCUCUGUUUGUAGCCCAGGUCAAGGGUCAUGGAUAUUUGAUUGUGCCCCCAAAUAGGGCUUCUUUGUGGAGAAUUGAUAGUGGUUCGCCCAUCAAUUACCAGGAUAAUGAAUUUUUUUGUGGGGGACUUUAUGUCCAAUAUUACAAAAACGAAGGAAAAUGCGGAAUUUGCGGAGACGACUAUAGAGACCCAGUGCCAAGAAGCAACGAAAACGGCGGUACAUACGGUAACGGUUUAGUGUUUAACAACUAUACCCAAGGCUCUGUUAUAACUGUUACUUCCCUAAUAACUGCCAACCAUCUUGGGAACAUUUACUUCCAAAUCUGCAAACUGGACUACCCUACGCAACUAGAAACUGAUGAAUGUUUUCAACCAGUUAGAUUAGCUGAUGGAACAGAUAAACAACCUAUUCGCCCUCUGGAUUAUUUGGUUCACACUAGAUUAAGACUCCCAAGAGAUCUUGUGUGUGACAGAUGUGUAAUGAGGUGGCAUUAUAGAACUGGUAAUUCUUGGGGCUUGUGUAAUGAUGGCACCCAAGAUAUGGGAUGUGGUAACCAGGAAAUCUUCCGGUCAUGCGCUGAUAUCAGAAUUCUGCCUAAUGGUGGCUCAUCUAAUGAAGAUUCAACACCUGAUGAUUAUGAUUCUGAUAGUACAGAAGAAGACAGUACGGAUUCAGAAGAAGGACAUCACCCUCCUGAGAUUGAUAGGCAUACACCAUGUAUUCCAAACCCCCAUUAUGUACCAAAGGAACAAAUGCAUAAGGAAUGGUCCAAAUCAGAAGAAAUCUCUGACAGCAGUAGAGCAUUGGACUUAAAUAAAAAUAUCCCAUGUAUUCCUAAUCCUCAUUAUAAGCCUCAUAAGAAACCUUAAAAUAAUAAUUUUUUAUGACCUCAGUAACAAAUAUUAUAUAGCACAAUUGAGCAAUAAAUUUAUCAGUAUUAAUUUA
This is a messenger RNA of Anthonomus grandis grandis, 1018 nucleotides long. RefSeq lists its product as uncharacterized. NCBI's taxonomy places the organism in Eukaryota, Metazoa, Arthropoda, Insecta, Coleoptera, Curculionidae. The coding region runs from base 37 to 942 and encodes 301 amino acids. The record is from RefSeq and is a predicted model, not a curated record. The transcript is spliced from 4 exons.